AUGUAUCGACAGGUACGUGUCAAUACUGAAGAUACUCCAUAUCAAAAAAUUCUUUAUCGGCGAAAUACCUCUGAACCUAUUCAGAUAUAUACACUUGAAACUACCACGUAUGGUACAUCUUCCGCUUCGUAUUUAGCAAUCAAAAUAUUAUAUAAACUUGCCGAUGAUGAGGAGGAGAAUUUUCCAAUUGCAGCCCAAAUACUAUGUAGAGAUUUUUAUGUCGAUGAUGUGCUCACAGGUGCACAAACAAUCUCUGAAGCAAUUAUCCUACGUGAUCAACUUAUAUCUUUAUUAAAAAAGGGUGGAUUCUGUUUAAGAAAAUGGGCUGCGAAUCAUCCAUCUCUGCUUAUUGAGGAUCAAGAGCAUCCUGAUAGUGCACAUAUGUCGUUAGAUCCUGACUCAUCUAUAAAAAUAUUAGGUAUUCGAUGGAAUUCCCGUGAAGAUUAUUUCUUUUAUGUUGUAAAUCUUUCGGUAUCCAAGUCCAUUACAAAAAGGACUGUUUUAUCUCAAAUUGCAAAAUUAUUUGAUCCUCUUGAUCUCCUAGGUCCAAUCAUCGUGCACGCAAAAAUUAUCAUGCAGCUCCUGUGGAAAGCCGGGGUAGCGUGGGAUGAACCUAUUCCUGUUGAGAUUCAUUCGUCUUGGUCCGCUUAUUUGGACCAGCUAUCAUUAAUCGAAAAUUUACGCUUUCCUCGUGGAAUUACCAUACCUGAUUCUGUUAAAGUACAAUUACAUGGUUUUUGCGACUCUAGUGAAAAGGCCUAUGGCGCCUGUUUGUACUUGCGUUCAGUUAAUUGUCAGGGUCAGGUAUAUAUACGCCUUAUUUCCUCUAAGUCUCGAGUGGCUCCUGUCAAACCAUUGACAUUACCAAGAUUAGAGCUCUGCGCUGCAAUACUACUUGCUCGUCUUUAUCAUAUUGUAAAGCCAACUAUUUUGACAAACAUUCAUGAAUCAUAUCUUUGGUCUGAUUCUACGAUUGUUUUACAUUGGAUAAAUACGCCAGCUCAUCGCUUAAAAACUUUCGUAUCGAAUCGCGUGUCAGAAAUUCAAACUAUCACUGAGUCUUGCCAUUGGCGGCACGUUUUAUCACAAGAUAAUCCUGCAGAUCUUAUAUUUCGAGAACAGCUUCCGUCAGAUUUUAUUGAAAGUUCCAUUUGGAUUGAUGGGCCUUCAUGGUUGACUCAGGAAAGCUCAGCAUGGCCGAAAGGAGUUCUUACUCCUAUAGAUAUUCCUGAUUUAAAACCUCUUAUUCCUAAAAUUGCAUGUUUGAAAAUUGAGAUAAAAGAGUAUAACAUCAUCGAAAGAUUUAGUUCUUUUAGUAGGAUGCAGCGAGUUAUAGCAUGCAUUCUACGUUUUAUUCACAAUGUUAAAAAACCCAGUAGUGAACGUAAAUUUGGUCCACUACUUAGUACAGAAUUAGCAAUAUCUCAUGACUUGAUUAUACGUUUAGUUCAAUCCAGUUGCUUUAAAAAAGAAAUAGAAUCAAUUAAAGCUGGGGAAUCACUUCCUUCAUGUAGCAAAUUAAUUCCAUUAAAUCCGAUCAUAAACGAAGACGACAUUUUACGUGUUGGAGGUAGACUUGCUCAUUCUUCUAUUGCUGAAGAACAAUGUCACCCAAUCUUAUUACCUGCUCAGCAUCACGUGACUAAAUUAAUUAUCAAAGCCGAACAUUUUCGACUUAAACAUGCAGGUAUGCAAGCAACGCUAUACUCAAAAAGAUUGAUUGGCACUAUCCCCCCUAGAGCUCCGCACUUUGGUGGAAUCUGGGAAGUCGCGGUGAAAUCAUUUAAGCAUCAUUUAAUUAGAACCGUGGGUGAUACCUUACUUACUUUUGAGCAAUUAGAAACAUAUAUCAUUGAGAUAGAAGCUAUCCUAAAUUUAAGGCCAAUUUCUCCUAUGUCAUCCGAUCCUAAUGACCUUCUUCCCUUGACUCCAUCUCACUUCCUCAUAGGUAGUCCGUUGACCGCUUUUUCACAGGUUGAUUUCACAGAUACUCCAAUCAACUGCCUAUCUGCUUGGCAACAUACUCAACAGCUCAAGCAGCAUUUUUGGAUACGCUGGCACAAGGAAUAUCUUCAUCAACUGAUUAAAUUUAGUGGAUCUCCGUGCAAAUCAGUUAAUAUCAAGGUUGGAACCUUGGUACUUAUCUUUGAAGAAAAUUUGCCUCCUUUACAAUGGGUCCUCGGGCGCAUCACCGCUGUUCAUCCUGGAAAGGAUGGCAUCGUCAGAGUGGUCACCCUUAGGACAAAAACGGGCACAUACGACCGUUGCGUUAAGAAGCUUUGUCCACUUCCCAUCGAUGAAGAGGAUGACGACUUCACCGAAUCUGCUUGA
This is a messenger RNA of Cotesia glomerata, 2331 nucleotides long. RefSeq lists its product as uncharacterized. The transcript is spliced from 2 exons. NCBI's taxonomy places the organism in Eukaryota, Metazoa, Arthropoda, Insecta, Hymenoptera, Braconidae. Gene Ontology annotation, molecular function: nucleic acid binding. The coding region runs from base 1 to 2331 and encodes 776 amino acids. The record is from RefSeq and is a predicted model, not a curated record.